Tupaia belangeri chinensis (Chinese tree shrew) is the source of this 1822-nucleotide messenger RNA. It is a transcript of the gene PKMYT1, whose product is annotated as protein kinase, membrane associated tyrosine/threonine 1. Bases 327 to 1799 code for a protein of 490 amino acids. The transcript is spliced from 8 exons. The record is from RefSeq and is a predicted model, not a curated record. Gene Ontology annotation, biological process: negative regulation of G2/MI transition of meiotic cell cycle; protein phosphorylation; meiotic cell cycle. Gene Ontology annotation, cellular component: nucleus; cytoplasm. Lineage: Eukaryota; Metazoa; Chordata; Mammalia; Scandentia; Tupaiidae. Gene Ontology annotation, molecular function: ATP binding; protein kinase activity.
CGGUGUGUCGGUGUGUCGGCUGGGUCGGAGUGAGGCCAGGGGCCGUCCUGAGGUGCUGGACACUGCAGGCCUGGCCUGGCCUACUCUGGAUGGCCUGGGAGCCCCUGCGCCCUCUGCUAACCUCAUCCCUCCCUCAGCUAUUUGGCUAGGCCAGCAGCUGGAACCAGGUGCUUGCUGCCCCACGGCUUUCAUGUGCACAGCCCAGCGCCGGUGCGGUGUGGACACAGCCGUCUUGUGCAGCCUCUUGGGAGCCAGACAGCUGGGUACCGUUUAAGAGGACGCACUGCCCAGCCUCCGUCUCUGCCCCGGAGCCUCUCGUACUGGCCAUGCCCGUGCCUACAGAGAGUACCCCACCACCCCUGAGUGGCACCCCAGUCCCUGUCCCGGCCUACUUCCACCAUGCAGAACCUGGCUUCUCCCUCAAGAAGCCCAGGGGGCUCAGCCAGAGCCUCCCACCCCGGCCCCCUGCCAAGGGCAGCAUCCCCAUCAGCCGUCUCUUCCCUCCUCGGACCCCAGGCUGGCACCAGCCCCUGCCCCGCAAGGUGUCAUUCCUAGGCAAGGCCUCUGAGGCCAUGCAGAGCCCCGGGUACGACCCACGCCGGCCAGAAUCUUUCUUCCAGCAGCGCUUCCAGAGGCUCAGCCGCCUUGGCCGUGGCUCCUACGGAGAGGUCUUCAAGGUGCGCUCCAAGGAUGACGGCCGGCUUUAUGCAGUAAAGCGUUCUAUGUCGCCAUUCCGGGGCCCCAAGGACCGGGCUCGCAAGCUGGCGGAAGUGGGUGGCCAUGAGAAGGUGGGCCGGCACCCACGCUGUGUGCGGCUGGAGCAGGCCUGGGAAGAGGGCGGCCUCUUGUACCUGCAGACGGAGCUGUGUGGGCCCAGCCUACAGCAGCACUGUGAGGCCCGGGGCACCAGCCUGCCUGAAGCCCAGGUCUGGGGCUACCUGCGCGACACCUUGCUGGCCCUGGCCCACCUGCACAGCCAAGGCCUAGUCCACCUGGACGUCAAGCCCGCCAACAUCUUCCUGGGGCCCCGGGGCCGCUGCAAGCUAGGUGACUUUGGGCUGCUGGUUGAGCUGGGGGGGGCCGGAGCCAGCGAGGCCCAGGAGGGAGACCCCCGCUACAUGGCCCCUGAGCUGCUGCAGGGCUCCUACGGGACAGCAGCAGACGUGUUCAGUCUGGGCCUCACCGUUCUGGAGGUGGCGUGCAACAUGGAGCUGCCCCGCGGCGGGGAGGGCUGGCAGCAGCUGCGCCGGGGCUACCUGCCCCCUGAGUUCACUGCUGGUCUUUCUCCCGAGCUGCGCUCUGUCCUGGUCAUGAUGCUGGAUCCCGACCCCAAACUGCGGGCCACGGUUGAGGCCUUGCUGGCCCUGCCCAUGCUCAGGCGCCCACGGCCCUGGGGCGCCCUGUGCUACAUAGCCGCGGAGGCCUCGAGUCGCACAUGGGCCCUGUGGCAGGCCCUGCUGGCCCUGCUAUGCUGGCUCUGGCGUGGGCUGGCACAGCCCGCCAGCUGGCUGCGGCCCCCAGGCCCGCCAGUCACCCCGCCUGGAUCGCCACCAUGCAGCCUCCUGGACAGCAGCCUCUCCAGCAACUGGGGUGAUGACAGCACAGUGGGGCCCUGCUUUUCCCCAGAGGCCAUGCUGGCUCGGGCCCGGGGGAGCACCUCCACCCCGCAGAGCAGGUGCACACGAAGUGACGCCCUAGGCCUCAGUGACGUGGACACAGCGCCUCCUCAGGGCUCCUGCCCCUCCUUUGAGCCGCGGAACCUCCUCAGCCUGUUUGAGGACUCACUGGACCCAGUCUGAGCCCCAGGCUUCAGUGGUUUUAA